AUGAAAGUGGAUCAGCUUCUUCAUGGGGGAGUUAUGCCAUCAUUCUUGGCACAAUUAAGAUGUUUGAAGAUAGUCAGCAAUGGUACUACCCAACUUGCAAGAACGAUGGGUAAGAGUGUUGGUUUUCCUGUUGAGAUUAAUGAACUUAUUGGUAGAAAAAUGGCUUUCAAAAUUAUAGUUAAAGGCUUUACCUAUGGAAGAAAAUACAUCCUUAGUUACAACAUAUCAAAGAUGAGUGAUAAUGCUGACAUAAUUUUUGCGCUCGAGAAGCUUGAAAAGGCAAACCACGUUGAACAGGACAUUGAAACUGAGUCUGUUAAUGUCGUGGUCUCAGAUUUCAACUCUCAGGAUACAAUUGGGUUUAAGGGUUCUGCUUCCGUCGUUGCUGAUAAUACUCCUAUCUCUACUUUUCCAAAUACCAUUUCAAUGAGUCCAUCAACCAACCAUGACACCACUAGCCUCCUUUCACCAACUACCAAUGCGAAACGUAAACUUGUAGAUGUUUACGAUCUUGAAGAUACUGUUUGUGAGUCAUCAACAAAACCUUCAAAAAAAUCCAUUGGAAUCAAGGAAAGUGUUGUGUCAACACAACUAUUGAUUCCUAAAGUCGAGAAGUGA
Molecule: messenger RNA, 618 nt
Organism: Lactuca virosa
Lineage: Eukaryota; Viridiplantae; Streptophyta; Magnoliopsida; Asterales; Asteraceae
Source: the annotation of a GenBank genome assembly